UGAUUUUUGUCAUAAAAGGCGCAGAACAGACAUGGGAAGAUCAGUUGUUUCAUAGCCCAGUACAAUGAAGGCGCAUUACAGUGUUGUAUUCCUGGUGCUAUGCACAGCCUGGACUUGCACGGCAAAUCCGACAGUUGUUCCGGCUAAGUUGAAUGCAACGGCGACAGGCAAAACGGAGUCCAUUACGUUGGAGGUGUUGGUAGAGCAGGAUCCAGAGUCAAAGCAAGCACCUAUAACAAUCGAGGAACUAGAAGACGAACUGUCUAGGGAGCUGGAUUACGACAAUGAAAUAGAGCCAGAGCCAGAGAUUCGUCCGACCAAGAGACCCAAACGCCCUCAGGCACAAAACAAACGGCCGACUCCCCAUCAUCAUCAUCAUCAGCAUCCACAGCCGAUGUCCGAUCCCAUGCCAUAUUACGCCGCACCAGCUCCGAUGCCAUAUUCCAUGCCAUACCCCAUGACAUAUUCGACGCCAUAUUCACAGUGCCCGUACAACCAGCCGCCGUUUUCGCCUUAUCCAGCGCCUAUGUAUCCACCGCCAUAUCCAUUCCCGGGCUACAGUCCGAAUCCAUAUCCCUUCGCUCAACCCACCGGCUUGAAGUCGGUGGCGGAUCCCACGGACACCACAGAAGUAGUUAACGUGGAAGAACUGCUUAAGUUUGCCAAGUUCUGGAAUAGUAAAGCCGCAGCUGCUAAUACUACUACUACAGUGGUCAAUACUACCGUUGCCACAAAGCCACCAAAGCGCUUCCUUAUCAAGAACUGGAUUAGAAACAAGAUAAACAGUAAAACAACAACCACUACCACUACCACAACAACCACGCCUGCGCCGGCGGCUUAGAGCUUCUCCAUUACAAGGGAAAAUUUCCAUAGAACAAACCCCUGCUUAUCAUUCUAUC
Messenger RNA from Drosophila novamexicana, 899 nucleotides. Its product is annotated as proline-rich extensin-like protein EPR1. The coding region runs from base 65 to 841 and encodes 258 amino acids. The transcript is spliced from 2 exons. The record is from RefSeq and is a predicted model, not a curated record. Lineage: Eukaryota; Metazoa; Arthropoda; Insecta; Diptera; Drosophilidae.